AUGGGAUAUGGGCAACCCAAGGCUCACUAUAGCACAGUGGAAGAGGAGGAAGUGCCCAUUCUCUCAUCGAUGCCUUUUGACGUGUCUUCCUUUACAGGUCCACCACAAAAUGAGGAGCAGUUGCGGGAAGCUAUUUCACAAGAAUCCGCCGGUAUCCUCACUGGUGGUCUGGGAGCCGGUCUUAAACCAGGAACCACCAUCACCAGCACGGAUCUCAUGGCAAAUGUGCCCCCUCCCACGCCUACCGGGUUAUCUCGGAGGCUAUCAUUUCGACCGUCCUCAUUUCGUACUCCUUCCGUUCGAAGUCAAGGCCUAGGGAGAACGCCGACGGUUCGAGAACUGGGUCAAAUUGAAGCCAACAAGCGUGGUGAGAUUAUUGAAGUUAUUGUGGAGGAACCUACAAUUGGGGGAACUGGAGAACCUGCAGUGGAUAUUAGCUCUUUUGUUGGCGGGAGCACCUCAACCGUGGACUUCGAUCAUCUCGACUCUGGAAAGCAAAGCCGCAAAAACACCAUGGCCGCUGCAACAGUCGAGAUAUUCUACCCGCAGGCGAAUUGGAAACCCUUCUCAAUGAGAUGGCCAUAUCUAUUGGUUCUCAGCGUACUCUCAGCCGUUCUUGCUGCAGCCCAAGAGUAUCUCUUACAGAAGUCAGACAAAAAACCACUGUACUCGUUCAAGUCUGCAGCGGAGCUCAAAACUUGGGAUUACUUUUCGUUCAAGUAUCUCCCGACUCUGAUCGCCGUCUCGUUUGGUGUUCUGUGGCAAGUUACAGAUUUUGAAGUGAAACGAUUAGAAGCAUAUUACCAGUUAUCUAAAAAGGGAGGUGCAUUAGCUGCGGAGUCAAUCAAUGUCGAUUAUAUUACCUUCUUUAAUUUCCUACGCCCUGUCAGAGCGCUUCGAUUCAAACACUAUGCAGUUGCAGUGUCCUCAAUGGCGACAUUGAUCGCAGUAUCACUUCUUCCAACCUUACAGGCUGCAACCAUAUCACUCACUCCCGAUAGAGCGACACGUGAAGCAAAUGGUGCAGACGGCUUCAAGCACAUCGAAAUUCUUGCUGUCUGGUCUCGGAUGUUAAGCGCGGUCCUAGUCCUGCUCGCCAUUAUGGGAGGUGUGCUGAUCUGGCAGCUCGAGCGGCGCCCCUCUGGUUUGGUGGCUGAUGUCAAAGGGAUUGCUGGUAUCGCAGCCAUGGCGAACAGAAGUCACAUCUUGAUGGAUUUUAAAGAUCUUGACACGUCUCCCCCAGACAUGAUCCACGAAAAGCUCAAAACUCAUCGCUACAGUCUCCGGAAUUCAUCGCUAGCCCCCGAGGAAAGCGUUCCUCUAACGCAAGCCGAGAAAGACAAAUACAACCAGCAAAACUGGGCUGAUAAUCCCCAUCCGCUCAUGCUUCGUCUGAUUGCUGGAAUUCCGUUCAUGAUCGGGAUGAUCCUUUUCAUGAUCGUAAUUCCGAUCAUCCUCUUCGAACCGAAUGCAAAUGUGGUGACCGACAAAGCGCCUUGGUUGCUUACUGUCUUCGCCGUGUGUAUUAAGCUCGCCUGGGGAACUCUUGAAACAGACGUCCGAAUGAUAGAGCCCUUCUAUAUCCUCUCCCUUCGGCACGCGUCACCACGAGUCCUCACACUGGACUACACGGCCAUGGCAUUCGGCUGGUUACCCAUCAAAGCAUUUCUAAAUGGACACGCCCUCGUCGCCCUCGUGGGUCUCGGGUCUGUGCUAGCUGAGGUGUUGACUAUCUGCUCUACGAGCUUCGCAAGCGUAAGCGGAGGCGAUUUCACAGGAGGCCAGCCACCGCCCCCAAACCCAGGAGAGCCGGCUCCUCCCAAUGGCGCAAAUACGGGCGAAGAGACCUUCCACUCCUUUUGGCUGUCGUUCGGUCUGGCAAUAGCAAUCCUCACUUACCUCUGCCUAGUCGCUGCCUUGGUCUACUGGCGCCGCCGUCACCCUUUCCUCCCGCGGCAACCAAAUACCAUUGCUUCAAUCCUGGCGUUCAUUCAUCAGAGUAAGAUGUUGUAUGAUUUUGUAGGGACUGAGAAGAUGAAUAAUGAUGAGAUGGUGCAGAGGUUGGGGAGUAUUGGAAAGACUUAUGGACUCGGGUGGUUCACGGGACGAGAUGGGGAGGUGCAUUGUGGUGUUGAUGAAGAGGAGUUGGUUAGUGCCUACAAGCAUGGUGAUGAUGCUCGGCAGGCAAGUCAGCCUUGGAGAUCGAAUUGGGAAAAUUAUUGA
Molecule: messenger RNA, 2223 nt
Organism: Hyaloscypha bicolor E
Lineage: Eukaryota; Fungi; Ascomycota; Leotiomycetes; Helotiales; Hyaloscyphaceae
Exons: 4
Coding region: 1-2223 (740 amino acids)
Source: RefSeq, a predicted model, not a curated record